GUUCGUCCGCCUGAUAUCGGCGUGAGCCCUCUCUUGACGUUUCAAGAGAGCGAGAAAAGUUUCUUGUUGGGAAAUUCUAGGAGAAUGGGCUGCCUGCCUGUGUACACCGGCUUGACUGGUGGCUGGCUGGGUUGUUGCUGUUUUAGAUUCAGCUAAACCACUACGGGCUAUGGUGAGCCCGUAGUGGACUUACCCGGCACAGGAGCGGGGCUGUAACUGCUGACUGGGUUGUAUUUCCACAGGACGCCAUGAGAGAUGCCUCGAAGCACCUCUUCAACAUCUCCAACCACAAGAUCUACUUCAGAAAUAUUACCAUUGUCUUGCCCAAAUAUUGGACUAUGACGGGUAACGUUUACAAUGCCACCACUGCUGAGAACUUUAAGGAGAGUGACAUUCGCGUGGCCCCAGAGAACAGCAUCUAUGGGGACCAGCCCUACACCCUCCAGAUGGGGGAGUGUGGGCACCCCGGCCUCUACACCCAUGUUACUCCAGCCUACCUCACACACUCCCACUUCGUUACCUGGUGGGGACCCAGAGGGCAGGUGUUGACGGAGGAGUGGGCCAAGCUGAGGUGGGGCGUGUUUGGUGUUCCAGGACAGGUGUUGGCGGAGGAGUGGGCCAAGCUGAGGUGGGGCGUGUUUGAUGAGGUGGGCUUCCCGAGCGAUCCCAGGUUCCCGCUUUUCUACUCCGCCGGCCGCAACGAUACCAGACGCCCCACUCUUUGUUCCCGGGAGCCUCUCCCUGGUACUGUGAGGAACGACACCCUCCGCUCUGCUUUCGUUCUCCACAAAGCCACCUCCCUGGGUCAUGCGGGCAACUACUGCACCAGUGAGACCCACAUUAUAGAGGCGCCUAAUAAACAAAACACGUACUGCCAUGGCGGGAGCAUCUGGAGUGUGAUACACAAGCACAGCGAUUAUAAGGCCAGCCCAGGGCCUGGGGUCGAGUGGCAGGAGCCGACUGUAAGAGUAGUGAGGGAGAUCAGCACCUGCUUCUCCUUCUUCCUCGACAACACCGCCAGUGCCUCCGACCUGCUGAGGCAGAGUCUGGCACUCAGACGCUGGGUCAUGUACGAUGUCUCCAACGGCACCUUCGUCACCGUCUUAAAUCCGUGGACCAACAGGAAGGUGGUAAACAGGAAAAUCGUAAACCAAGACACCAGGCUCAAGGCGGCCCUAGAGAUCGCUAAGAUGGAACACGGCAAUCAUACCUCCAACUCCAGUCACUCACUCACGCCUGCUGUUAUGGCGCUGGACUGGAGUAACGGUGUUUUGGUGGCGCUGGCUGGCGGCCGCGGGGUCGCUGUAGAGGAGUCUAUCGCCCGGAAGAUCAAGAGGGAUAUCCGUGUUGUGGUUAUCACUCACAGACCCAGGAUCUUGGAGAAUGUCUCCACGACCAAGGUUGCCUCCGACCAAGAUUUGCGAGUGCUCGCCGGGAAGACGGGUGGCCUGGACCUUGUGGUGCCAGAGAGCAAGUGGCACUUACUCUCCCAGUCCCUCAGAGCCGCCCUCCAAUACGAGCCGUCCGUCACUGUGGCAGACACCACCACUGAGAUCUACGAAGCAGAGGCCAAUGACAGCAAAUCGGACAGUUUUUACGUAGACAGGAGUAUGGGUCGUGACCUGACCUUUCUGCUCUACACUGAUGACUUGGACCAAGUAACCAACGCAAGUCUCAUCAGUCCAAGUUCAAGCCUCAUACCAGGACGUUUCGACGACGUGACGCGGACUUGGAGUAUUACUCUCCCCGAGGCCGAGGCUGGAGAGUGGCAGUGGCAGGCGGAAGUGGAGUUCACCAAGACCUACCACGUGCGGGUCACGUCACGUACAAGAACUGCACAAGACCAUCCUAUCGCCAUCACAUCUUGGCUGAACCAACCGGCUUACAGCGUGAAUGCUACACAACUACCAAUCCUCUACGGGGAAGUCAGACGAGGACCUCACCCCUUCCUCAACGCCUCCGUCAGAGCCUGGCUGCUACACCCGAAUGGCAGCGAGGACUGGCUGGUACUCUCUGACGAUGGCAAGAACGCUGACACAGUGGCCGGCGACGGUAUCUACUCCAGGUUCCUCACCCAGUUCGCCUCCAACGACUACUAUGUGCUCCAGAUAACGGCAGUGGACAACAGCAGCGUCGCUGGCAGAGCCGUCAGCACGAGCAUCAGGAAGCGCAGAAGGGUCGACUCAUCAAACGAACAACAGGACAACGAACUCAUCAAGACAACUCCUCGGGGCGAAAGAGACAAAGCUCGACCCCCGCAAGCACAGUUAGGUGAGGACAUAGCGAGACCUCCGUCACAAGAGGACACAGCGAGACCAUCACAAGAGGACAUAGCGAGACCUCCGUCACAAGAGGACACAGCGAGACCAUCACAAGAGGACAUAGCGAGACCUCCGUCACAAGAGGACACAGCGAGACCAUCACAAGAGGACAUAGCGAGACCUCCAUCACAAGAGGACACAGCGAGACCUCCGUCACAAGAGGACAUAGCGAGACCUCCGUCACAAGAGGACACAGCGAGACCAUCACAAGAGGACAUAGCGAGACCUCCAUCACAAGAGGACACAGCGAGACCUCCAUCACAAGAGGACACAGCGAGACCAUCACAAGAGGACAUAGCGAGACCUCCAUCACAAGAGGACACAGCGAGACCAUCACAAGAGGACAUAGCGAGACCUCCGUCACAAGAGGACACAGCGAGACCAUCACAAGAGGACAUAGCGAGACCUCCGUCACAAGAGGACAUAGCGAGACCAUCACAAGAGGACACAGCGAGACCUCCAUCACAAGAGGACCCCUCUAACAAUACCUUUGACGACUCACCACCACGUGUCACAGAGCAGCCGGACUACUGCUGUGGGAGUGUGGUGCCCAGCGAGCGUGUCCACAGUCCCGACACCGAACGCUUCGCCAGGAAAGGCACCGUACUCAGUCUUCAGGUGAAUGGAGUGACGGCCAACGACACGAGGCCGCCGUGUCGGGUGAUGGACCUGAGGGUGGUGGCGGUGAAGUGGAUGUGGUACUCCUCCAUCAGCGGGAAGCACACUUUCUGCCUGAGUGCCACCUGGACAGCACCCGGGGACGACCUCGAUGUUGGCACAGUGACCAACUACACCUUCCUGCUGUCACCUAACAUAAGAGAUGUCAUCCACUACCCAAGUGCCACCAUGAAGGAGGAGGACGUGCUGGAGGUGAGCCUUGACUGCCACUCGGAGCUGCGGGUGGAGGGUGGCACUGCUGUGGACUUGAGCUUCACCUGGUCACGCCUUCUCGACAAGGAGGAGAUAAUAUACUUCUCCCUCGUCUCUAGGGAUGAAGCAGGAAAUGCAAGUCCAGUCUCUAGAGUCGCCUACUUCACGGCUGUCUUCCUUAAUGACCACAAGUCAAUGGAGCAGCUCAAGAUGGACCUGGUGAUGAUAACAGCAUCAAUCGUCACACUGGCUAUCCUGCUGGCUACCUGCUAUCUUCACAGGGAACACAAGAAGAUCAAGACACAAUAUUCUCCACGUGAAAUGUCUCGAGUGCAGUGCGACCGGAUGCACGACAAUGUAAAUUGUGUAACACAACGACGCGCCAAGCCAGUAUGACUACAUAGCACUUAGGAAGGAGUAUAAUGACAUGAAGUUGGGAUAUAAGGAUAAGGGGCUCGAAUAUAAGGACAUGGAAUUGGGAUAAAAGGGUAAGGAAUUUGGAUCUGGGGAAGAAGAACUGGGAUACAAGGACAGUGAAGGAGCUGUGAUUGAGAGACUGUGAUUCUCCCGAUUACUUCAGAUACGAAAAAUUACUUACAAGGAGAGGUGGGGGGAGGUGCCACGAAUCUGGAUCUCACUACCAGACAGCUGUCAAGAGGGUGAGUCUCCAGAAGGAGUCUACAGAGAUUGUGUGAGCCAAUCGUUAAAAUGUGAUGUUAAUUUGUGAUAUGCAAUCUAUCCGUCACCAUGUAAAUGAAUGCAAGUUUAUUAGUAAUUUCAAUCACUUGAGGAUUGAAUAGGCUCCUAUUGACUAUAGGCUCCUAUAGCCUAUUGGCUAUAGGAGCCUCGAACCACAGCCACCAGAUCAGAAGGCCGUAUCUAUAACCACUUAUGCUACUGAACACCCAUCAUAAGAAAGGAUCUCAAAGAUAUGAACAGGACAUCAAUGGUCCUCAGUUAACCUCACCAACAAGAAUAAAAAGUCAUAAUUUUCACUUAAUUAUACAUUAUAUAUCUAUACAACAUAUAUUAUCAGUUCACAUAUUAUAUAUACUUGAACAAUCUAGCUGCAAUUAAAAUUAUUUAUAAUUUUAAUUUUGAACGUGACAAUUUAAUUAAAACUG
This is a messenger RNA of Procambarus clarkii (red swamp crayfish), 4315 nucleotides long. RefSeq names its product calcium-activated chloride channel regulator 1. The record is from RefSeq and is a predicted model, not a curated record. NCBI's taxonomy places the organism in Eukaryota, Metazoa, Arthropoda, Malacostraca, Decapoda, Cambaridae.